UGCGCUGCCAUGAAAGGCUCGUCGUCUUCUUUUUAACAAAACCACCACCUACCCACUUAUCUUUUCCGAAAAGCAUUUGUAUUUUUAUUUAAUUCUGAGGUUGAUCUUGGUGCCUUAUUAGAACGAGGGCAUCAUUAGGGUUUUCUGAUUUUCUGGGGAAAAUUUUAUUCUUUAUUACAUAAACAAAAAUUUUCCGCAUUUUGAGAUUUUACAACUUCCUUUUUGGUAAUAUCUCAUAUUACAAUCUUCUUCUUUUUAGUAACAUCCCGGUGGUGGAAAACUACCUUCUUCUCUACGUUCUUUAUCUUCCCUCUCUCUCCGUAGACGCCGCUCUUUCUGGGAAUUACCGGAGACAGUGUGUGGGUGUGGGUGUGUGAGAGAGAGACACAUAGAGUGAGUGAGAGAGAGAGAGAUGGAAGCUGUGUUACAAACCAGGGGAAUUCUCUCUUUACCGGCGAAACCCACCGGUGUUAGAGGUCUUCUUCGGCCCUCUCAUGGCUUGAAACAGAGAAUUUUCUCCUCAAAGCCCAGUACUUUACCUGGGUUGUCGCUAUCCUCUAAUGGGCAGAAGAAAUUUCUGGUCUUUGAGUCAUCCCCACAUGGGAUUUCGGUUUCCCACGAGGAGAGAAGCAGAGGGUUCAUCUGCAAGGCGGAGGCGGCUGCCGCCGGCGAUCGUCCCGUUUUCGGCGAAGGGGACACGGCGGCAGUACCGGCGACGCCGAAGAUUUUUGGUGUUGAGGUCACGACCUUGAAGAAGAUUAUUCCGUUAGGGUUAAUGUUCUUCUGCAUUCUUUUCAACUACACAAUCCUUAGGGAUACCAAAGAUGUCUUGGUGGUGACAGCGAAGGGAAGUUCUGCCGAGAUUAUACCCUUCUUAAAGACAUGGGUUAAUCUUCCUAUGGCCGUUGGGUUCAUGUUGUUGUACACAAAACUGGCCAAUGUUUUGUCCAAAGAUGCUCUCUUUUACACCGUCAUUGUCCCAUUUAUCGCUUUCUUUGGGGCAUUUGGUUUCUUGAUGUACCCGCUUAGCAACCAUAUUCAUCCCCAAGCUCUUGCUGAUAAGCUUUUGGCGUCCCUCGGCCCCAGAUUUCUGGGUCCUCUUGCCAUUCUGAGGAUUUGGAGUUUCUGUUUGUUCUAUGUCAUGGCUGAACUCUGGGGUAGUGUGGUGAUUUCGGUUCUUUUCUGGGGUUUUGCUAAUCAGAUUACAACAGUUGAAGAAGCCAAAAAAUUCUAUCCUUUAUUCGGACUCGGGGCCAAUGUUGCUCUUAUUUUCUCGGGACGAACUGUGAAGUACUUCUCUAACUUGAGAAAGAAUCUUGGUCCUGGAGUUGACGGUUGGGCCGUUUCAUUGAAAGCAAUGAUGAGCAUUGUGGUGGGCAUGGGGCUGGCCAUCUGUUUCUUGUACUGGUGGGUGAAUAAAUACGUCCCUCUCCCAACCCGCAGCAAGAAGAAGAAGGAGAAACCAAAGAUGGGAACGAUGGAGAGUUUGAAGUUCUUGGUGUCAUCACCAUACAUCAGGGAUCUCGCCAUGUUGGUGGUUGCUUAUGGUAUAAGUAUCAACCUUGUCGAAGUCACAUGGAAAUCGAAGCUCAAAGCGCAGUUCCCCAGCCCGAAUGAGUACUCAGCAUUUAUGGGUGACUUCUCAACCUGCACGGGUAUAGCCACGUUCACAAUGAUGCUUCUGAGCCAAUACAUAUUCAAUAAGUACGGAUGGGGAGUUGCAGCCAAGAUCACACCCACUGUAUUGCUGUUGACCGGUGUUGCCUUCUUCUCUCUGAUAUUGUUCGGUGGACCGGUCGCACCUGUCCUUGCCAAAUUUGGCAUGACCCCUCUUCUCGCGGCUGUCUAUGUCGGUGCCCUUCAGAAUAUCUUCAGCAAGAGUGCCAAGUACAGUUUGUUUGAUCCUUGCAAAGAAAUGGCCUAUAUCCCCUUGGAUGAAGACACUAAGGUUAAAGGCAAAGCCGCCAUAGAUGUGGUGUGCAACCCAUUGGGGAAAUCGGGUGGAGCUCUGAUUCAGCAGUUCAUGAUCUUAACCUUUGGCUCACUAGCUAACUCAACACCUUACCUCGGAAUCAUCCUGCUGGGUAUUGUGACCGCGUGGUUGGCCGCAGCCAAGUCUCUGGAGACUCAGUUCAAUGCAUUGCGGUCCGAGGAAGAGCUCGAGAAGGAAAUGGAGAGAGCUUCUUCCGUCAAGAUUCCUGUCGUGUCUCAAGACGAAGGCGGGAAUGGUUCCCUCGCAGCGCCGGGAGAAUCUCCGAGCAGCAGUUCGCCUGAGAAAUCUGCUCCGACCAACAGUUAAGGGACAGGGAGGAGAAGGGUUUUAGGAAUUGGUUAUGUUGGGGGGUUUUGGUUCUGUAAUGGCGAGGAGAUGCAAGAAUCAAAUAAGUUUUGGGAGAAGGAAAUGGCUGUUUAGACCAAAUCUCUCAAAAAAGUUUGUAAUAUUUUUUUUUCCCCAUAGCACCAAUAGGAAAACGAAUUUUAAUAAUUUUGUGAAUGUUUAAUCAGUUGUAUUUGGUUACAAAAAGUAACGAUUUCCACAAUUUUUUUCUUA
Molecule: messenger RNA, 2551 nt
Organism: Tarenaya hassleriana
Lineage: Eukaryota; Viridiplantae; Streptophyta; Magnoliopsida; Brassicales; Cleomaceae
Product: ADP,ATP carrier protein 1, chloroplastic
Exons: 5
Coding region: 413-2299 (628 amino acids)
Biological process (GO): nucleotide transport
Cellular component (GO): membrane
Molecular function (GO): ATP:ADP antiporter activity
Source: RefSeq, a predicted model, not a curated record